AUGGCCGGAAACCAAACUUCUUUCGACGCGGAUGUCGAAAGCCAUCUCGAGGCACCGAUGCGUUGCAUGGGCCUAUACGUGGCCGCAGCGUCUCUAAUCUGCACGGCGGCCGUAGCGGCCGACACCGUGCACGGAUUCUGGAGAAAGAGAUACUGGUUCCCAUCGAGAUACUUCGCCCUAAACGCCACCUCACUAACCCUACUUGCCGUAGCCGUAAAGCUCCCGAUGGAUCUCACAACCCGCAUGUACGCGGUCACGGACCGCCUCGCCAAAGUCAGCAGCCUCGUCUUCAUAUCAACCGCCAUGGCCAACUUCUUGCCCUCUCUCGGCUCGAUGAGCGACAACGACGUCUUAAUGAACGUCACCGCGUUAUCCAUUCUCAUCGUCACGGUCACCGUCAACGUCACAAUCCAGGUCAUACAGAUCCACGCGUUCCUCAACGCCAGGGUGGCGUUCCCCGAAGAAAUCCUCGCCAUCGGCUGCAUGCUCCUCAUGCUCGUCAUGUUCGCAUCGACGGCUCUGAUGAUUCCGUCCACCAAAACGUACCUGGAGAAAAAGUACCACGACAUGCACAAAACCGCGACGAACGAGGAGAUGCUCGAUACGGGGAGAUCGUGUAACAUGAAACUGAGAGGUCUGAUCAAGAAGUAUUGGGUGAUGGCAGAAACCAGCAGCCCUCAGUUCGUGAUCGCUCGUUCGGUCACGUGCACGACUUCCGGUGUCAUCAGCUUGAUUAUCGCCGCCGUUCUAUUGGAGGUCGAGAUACGAAUGGCGAUGCGGGUUGAUAUAUUCAAUCAGUCGGUUUCGAGCUACGAUUGGUCGACGAAAUGGGUUCUGAUUUCUCAGACUAUCGGAGUUCUGUUAGGGACCGUCGCACCGCCUUCGCGAUGGUUCGUCGCCAUAAACUGUCGGUCGAGAAAUGAAGGGUACAGCAAGACGAGCAUUCGCGAUGCGUUUUUCACCGUCGAGGGGUAUUGGACUCAGAAGAUGGUGGAGUGGAGACAGAGCUCGUUGUCGGUACGAAUUCGACAUCGCACGAGCAGAAAACUUCUCCAUCAUCUGAGAGGGGUUUUUCUUAAGCUCUGUAUUUUUCUACAGCAUGUUGUUGUUCUUUCUAGCAAGCUGCUGCUUUUCGUUUCUGUUUGUGUAACGAUUCCGAUCGUCUCAUGCGUCGGCUACGCCGGAAAGUUGAAGAGGCGGAAAGGAAUAUCCUCGGAAUAUUCCACCGCUGAUCCGGACUCGGACAUCGGGCGUUACGUUUUGCUGCUCGAAGGGGAGGUGAAGCUGUCUACAAAGAGUUUGGAGAAUAUCUUGAACGAGGUGGAUAGCGUCAUUCGAAAAGGCAAGAAACGAAAGCCGACGAAUUUAUCGAUCCUCGUGAAUCGAUCUUGCAAUUGGAAUGGAGUUACGGAAUUCGACAGUCGUCGAAUUCCGAGGCUGCAUUCUCAAGAAGAUGUCCCGUACUGCUGGUCUUUACCUAUAGUCACGUUGACUAGCAUCGCGCUUGCGCUUCCGAAUGUAGAGAAGCGUAAAUCGGAACAACUAAUGAAAAGUGUGACCGAGGGAAUCUCGUACGUAAAGCUCAUAGACGAAACGCUGGAUAAAAAAGGUUGUCUCGAGAACAUAAGAACGGCAGCAGAUGUCGUCUGGGUACAAGUCGAGAUGUACCACAAGUGGCAAGACCGGGAUCUUCGCGAAACUGCACUUACGGGCGAAAACGCCGACGAGAUACUACGACAGCUCUGUGACAGAGCCGAAAAAACCGUCGUCGAGUUCUUGACAGAAGAACGAGAUUGUCUGAUGAAGAAUCCUCUUAACUGGCCCGCGCACGUAAUCGCGGCAAACUCGAUGUACAGGUUAGGCAGAACAAUCUUGCUGAGUCACGGGGGCGAAAGUGACGAGACGGACGACCGAAUGUUCGAGCACUUGUCCGUCACGAUAGCGGAUGUACUGGCUGCGUGUCUGACUAAUCUAGGACGCGUAAUAACGAUCAAGUGUCACCGUAACGCGAUCGAGGAGAGGGAGGAGAGUGUGCGUAACGCGGCUCGUCUUCUCGGCGAAACUGAAGAGAUUAUCGCACAUCUCCACCAACGCGAGCUGCCGUUUUCGGACGCUGACCAGACAGCUUCCAUCGAAGAGUGGCGAGCGGUAAUCGAACGGGGAAACAAGGUUAAUAUCGAAACGGGUGCUUCGGAAUACAGAGAAGAAAUUGUCGAUAUAAAAGUCGAAGUAUGA
This is a messenger RNA of Erythranthe guttata (spotted monkey flower), 2235 nucleotides long. The record is from RefSeq and is a predicted model, not a curated record. NCBI's taxonomy places the organism in Eukaryota, Viridiplantae, Streptophyta, Magnoliopsida, Lamiales, Phrymaceae.